This is a messenger RNA of Histoplasma mississippiense, 1059 nucleotides long. RefSeq lists its product as hypothetical. The transcript has 3 exons. Lineage: Eukaryota; Fungi; Ascomycota; Eurotiomycetes; Onygenales; Ajellomycetaceae. Bases 1 to 1059 code for a protein of 352 amino acids. Gene Ontology annotation, molecular function: Hsp70 protein binding. The record is from RefSeq and is a predicted model, not a curated record. Gene Ontology annotation, biological process: cellular response to misfolded protein. Gene Ontology annotation, cellular component: endoplasmic reticulum membrane.
AUGUCAUCUGCGACGGCGUCCGGCGCGGAUGCAAAGCCAAACGGCUCAGCGAAAUCCAGAGAACAUAACCAAGGGAACCAAGACCGGAAAUUCACUCCAGAACAGAAAGCGGCAGUGCUACGUGUUCGGAAAUGUUCGCCGACUGCAUUCUAUGAGAUUCUAGCUCUAGAGAAGACUGCGUCUGAUGGAGAGAUAAAGAAGGCUUAUCGGAAACUGAGUUUACUCACACAUCCUGAUAAAAAUGGGUUUGACGGAGCGGACGAGGCUUUCAAAAUGGUAUCCCGAGCAUUUCAAAUACUAUCAGAUUCCGAGAAAAAAUCGAAAUACGAUAAGUUCGGCGGAGAUCCCGAUAAUAGAUUUUCAACGGGGGCUUCAUCGUCAUCUUCGCCGUUCAGCGGAUUCAGCGGAUUCCCUCAAGGGAGGGGUGGAGGGCCAAUGUUUGAUGAGGAAAUAUCUCCCGAGGAGUUGUUUAACAGGUUUUUUGGAGGCGGCGGCUUUGGUCCUUUUGGAGGCGGAAUGUUUGACACUGGCCCUCAAUUUGUCUUUAAUAUGGGAGGCGGCCCCAAUAUCCGAGUUCAUCAAUUUGGCGGCUCACGACCCAGACGAAGACCUCGUGAGGCAGAGAAUCAGUCAGGUGCCCAGGCUCCCCCCGCUGGCUUGGCAUCAUUUGCACAGUUCAUUCCAAUCCUCCUCAUAUUCUUCCUCCCGCUCCUCACCUCUCUGUUCUCCGGCUCAACCUCCUCCGGACCUUCUCUCCGAUUCGACAAAGCUGUGCCUCCCCAUACAAUGCACCGUACAACACCGAAACUCAGACUAGACUAUUUCAUAAAUCCCGCCGAGGUGGAAGAUUUCAGUGCGCGCAAAUUCUACCAGCUCGACCACAAAGUUGAGGUUGAUUAUGUAUCAAACCUACGGUAUGACUGCGAAAGAGAAGUUCAAGCGCGCGACCAGAUGAUACAAGAUGCUCAGGGCUGGUUCUUCCCUGACGUUGAGAAGCUGAAGGAGGCACGCUCGUUGGAGCUUCGGAGUUGCAAGAAGUUGAAUUCGCUAAAUCUUUAA